Chenopodium quinoa (quinoa) is the source of this 1148-nucleotide messenger RNA. RefSeq lists its product as uncharacterized. The record is from RefSeq and is a predicted model, not a curated record. Bases 233 to 895 code for a protein of 220 amino acids. The transcript has 9 exons. NCBI's taxonomy places the organism in Eukaryota, Viridiplantae, Streptophyta, Magnoliopsida, Caryophyllales, Amaranthaceae.
UUCAUUAAAAUUAAUUUCAGUUUUAAUUCGACAGCAAAAAUAAGGUGAAGUGAACCGGACCUUAAGCAAAUCUUGCUCUAAAACCGCUACUUAACAUACAAUUUUGUCAUUAGAUUUAUCCAUAUACCCGAAAGAAAAUCAUCGUUUUUGUAUACUCAAUCAAUCCCUUGUUGCUCAAAAAAAAAAGAAAAAAAAGAAAAAAAAAAAAAAAUCAAUCCCUUUAUUCAGUUCCAUGUCAAUGUCAUUCUCAGUGAACAAAAUCUGCUGUAAUUCAUUGUGGCCGUCACCUCACAAUAAGAAUAAUUGGGUCGUGUGCAAAAAAACUAGCAGUAUGAUAAUGCAGAGUCACUGGGUUAUAAAUUCAGCAAUACCCCAUCUCAAGCUUAAUCACAAUUUUUCUUGGAAUUAUCAUCACCAUUUUACACUCCAUUCAAUUAAUAACGGUGGUACUACGGCACAUGGCUUAUCAGACUCUCAAAAUUAUUCAGCAGAACCUGAAGGUACUAGCUCAAUGGAAGGGAAUGAUGGUCGACAAGAAAGAUCACUUUCAGCCACCAAAAUAUUGGAGCAGUUGAAAAGAUAUGGAGCUUCUGGAGUACUGUCAUAUGGUCUACUGAACACAGCCUAUUACCUUACUACCUUUCUCUUGGUGUGGUUCUAUUUUGCUCCAGCACCUGGAAAAAUGGGUUAUCUUGCUGCUGUUUCAAGAUUUCUGAAAGUAAUGGCCAUGGUUUGGGCAGGAAGCCAAGUCACUAAGCUCAUAAGAGCAGCAGGUGCCCUUGCCCUUGCACCACUUGUAGAUAGGGGAUUGUCAUGGUUUACAGUCAGAUACAAAUUUGAGUCACGGGGAAAGGCUUUCUUCAGCAUGACAUAUCUCUGCUUUCAUCUUUGCUGAAUCGAAAAGAGCUAUUUCAUCUUUUCUUUGUAAAACGGAUAUCUAUAUUUAACUUGUAAAGAAUUUUACCAAUUGUAAUUGAGUUGAUAACCACCCGGUGAUUUUGUUAUUCUCUUCCUUUUGUUGGAGUAAAUUGACUCACUUCUGAGUCAUGAACUGGUUUCCAGGCAUACUGUCUGAGCUAAUGCUGUCAUGCUGAGUAGUUUACAAAAUUACAAAAGCUAGUUACGAGCAACAUCUUUUGAGGCACUCA